AAUCCCUUGAGUUGCUCCCGCGGAUGUCCCACUUGCUCGCGCGGACAUCCAACUUGCUCGCGCGACGCUCCCUCUUGGUUGCGCGGGACCUUCUCUCGCUCACGCGGAGCUGUUUCUUACUCAAGCGGCGUUGUGUCUUGCUCGCGCGGACCUACCUCUUGCUCGCGGGGACACUGA
This is a messenger RNA of Schizophyllum commune H4-8, 177 nucleotides long. RefSeq lists its product as uncharacterized. Lineage: Eukaryota; Fungi; Basidiomycota; Agaricomycetes; Agaricales; Schizophyllaceae. The annotation marks the transcript as partial. The record is from RefSeq and is a predicted model, not a curated record. The transcript has a single exon.